Messenger RNA from Drosophila ananassae, 2967 nucleotides. RefSeq lists its product as uncharacterized. NCBI's taxonomy places the organism in Eukaryota, Metazoa, Arthropoda, Insecta, Diptera, Drosophilidae. The transcript has 2 exons. The record is from RefSeq and is a predicted model, not a curated record. Bases 239 to 2452 code for a protein of 737 amino acids.
AAUGCAACCUUGCAAUUUUUACAGAUGUUUAAAGUCAGGUGAUUGAGCAGCUGAUUUUUGUGACAAAAUUGGCGGGAAAUAUUUAAUAACUUUGAGAGCUUGGCAAAUCUAAACCAAACAAUAUUUUUCUAUUAUUUAAACUGGAUAUUGAAGUUGGAGGAAAUCAAAAAGCUGACAAAAGUGUUCGUCUUCUGUAGAGGAAAAAAGGUGUUGUGCGUAUUUGUGCGUUGUUUAAUGUAUGUUAAACAAUAGUAGACACUUUAUAUUAAAUUUUAAUAAUAGUUUCGUUUGCGGCUUUUUGCGGCUUUUCCGAUGCUAUAAUUAUUUAGAUGUGCUUGAAUUUUGUCACGCCACGUUGCUGGACGUGUGGAUGGACAGCGGGCGCCACUAUUCCGCGCUGACUGAAUUUGUAUUUGGUCAAAUAGAUCAAUGUACACUAAGCGACGACAAAAGGAGUGAAAUAAAUAAAAAAAUAAGAAGUUUUGAAAUUUUUGUUACGUCAAACCUGCAAAAGUGCAGUCGGAAUAUGCGAACAUUCAGAGAAAAGCAUUCACAGUGGCUAUUAAAGUCUCUUAAAAUACAUUUGGAAAAUCACUCGGAGAUGGAAAAUUUAAAGAAGGGAAGACCAAAACUGACUUAUGAUGAAGGAGGAUCGCGCCUUAAAAGAAAACUUGCUGGUGAAGUAGCGCUUAAGAAUGAAAAUGAUACGCAACUUUUGAUACACGCAGCUUCAAUAUCAGCAAGGAAAUCAAGUGAACAUAGUGUUGCAUUUUUACUUGCAAAUUGUAAUAGGUCUGAAGCACAGGCAACUGAAGCUAAAAGAAAGCUUCAUACAGCAGAACCAAUACCUCUUACAAUAAAUGAGGCUUUGGAAUUUUUCAUAGACAAUUCAUUAAGCAAACAAUUGUACAAAGAAAUUCGUCAAAUAAGCAAACUGCAUAAUUGCGACAUAUACCCCAACUACAAAAAAGUUCUGGAAGCUAAAUUACAGUUGAGGCCUGUGGGGAUAACAGCGACAGAAACAUUUGCAAAGGUUGCUUUACAGGAUUUAUUAAAUCAUACUGCGAGCCGAAUUGUAUUGAUGCAGGAGGAACUAUUUGCAAAUUUGGAAACUGUGUCAAGCCUUAAAUUAAUUGUAAGUUACGGAUUUGAUGGAUCAUCUGGACAUAGUAUGUACAAACAAAGAUUUGAAUGUAACGAAAAAGACACCUCAGAUCAGUCGUUAUUUGUUACUACCAUUAUACCUCUGAAGCUUAUAGAUGAUGCAGGAUCCAUAUUUUGGAAUAACAGAACUUCGCAAUCUGUAAGAUUUUGUCGCCCUCUAAAAAUGGAAUUCGCAAAAGAAACAAAAGAUCACAUUCUUGCAGAGAAAAACGAUUUGGACAGGCAAAUAGAACAUUUGAUUCCCUUCGUAUUAACCAUUUUAGAGGAAAGGAAAAUCACUAUCGCAUUUGAUAUGCAUAUGACACUUAUAGACGGAAAAGUUUUAAACGUUUUAACGGGCACGAAUUCCUGCCAAUUAUGUUCAAUUUGUGGAGCAGGCCCAAAACAAUUUAUGGAUACUAUUGACCAGAAUUCUUUUAAGCCGAAACCUGGACACCUUCAGUAUGGAAUAAGUCCACUACACGCGUGGAUACGUGUUUUUGAAUUACUCCUAAAAAUAUCUUAUAGAUUGAAGUUUAAAAAGUGGCAAGCACGACUCGAAAGUGACAAACGCGAUAUGAUUUCUAAAAAAGAACAUAUACAAAAGCGAAUGCGGCAAGAAAUGGGAUUGCAUGUAGAUAAGCCGAAACAGAAUGGCAGCGGAAACACGAACGAUGGCAAUACAGCUAGAAAGGCUUUUUCUAAUACAAAAUUAUUUGCAUCCAUUUUAGAACUUGACUUGGAGCUAAUUAAUAGUCUGCAUACUAUUCUAGUAGCUAUUAACUGUGAAUUUGCAAUCGAUCCUCAAAAAUUUCAAAAAUUCUCCGAUAAGACUAUUCGACUAUACACAUUACAUUACCCGUGGUAUCCGAUGUCACCAACUCUACACAAGAUUUUAAUACAUGGAUCGCAAAUAAUAGCUGCAUCAGUAGUCCCGGUUGGCUGUCUUGGGGAAAAUGCUUCAGAAGCACGAAAUAAAUUGUACAAACGUGAUAGGCAAAUGCAUGCUCGAAGAAAUUCCCGAAUUAAUAAUUUGAUGGAUGUUUUCCACAGAUCUAUGGACUCAUCAGAUCCACUUAUUUCAAGUAUGGGUAUUAAGAAAAGGACAGCACGUCAUAAGAAACAACCGCUUCCCCAAGAUGUAAUCGAACUCUUAGAAGCACCCCAUCAUAUUGUUCAAAGCAAUACAAAGUCAUUUGUUAAUAACGAAAGUUUAAAUGAUCUAUUAGAUGACUCAGAUGACUCAGAUGAUUCUGAAUCAAAUGAAAUAAAUCCAUUUUCGUUUGAAUUAGCCGUAGAAAACUACUGAAUACAUAUCUAUAUGCUUACACUUAUAUUUUUAGUUUUGACUUCUAACAACAGAUAACUAUAGAAUAAAAUAAACAAAAAGCAAUAAAACAUUAUUAUAAAUAUAAAAAAAAGUAUAAAAUAAAAGAAAAUAAUAAAAAUAUGUUUAAGAAAACAAAUUUUAAGAAAACAUCACAUAUACGUCAUGAUGUGUAUAUGGGCUGUUGGAGUAAGCGUGGUCAAACUUACUUGAAAGUUUGCUUAAAUAUUUAGAGUGGUCUAUUAAUGAAGUGUGCCAAGUUUCAGCUCGAUAGAUGCAAUAUUCGAUUUUAUGCCACCAAAUCGGGAUUUGGGACCAUAGUGCGGUGGUCCGUUUCACGGGAGCAACAUUCGAAAUAGGCUGGUAUGGCGCGGGAUCUCCUCGUGGUCCGCUUCACGGGAGCAACACUCGAAGUAGUUAGGUAAUGUGGGGUCUACUUGUGGUCCGUUUCACGGGAGCAACUCUUGAAGUAGACUGGUAUGCCGCGGAUUCUACUU